CUGCUCAGCACCCAGUGAGCUGCACAGCCUCCACCCCCAGCCAAACACCCCCUGUUCCCUGCACUGACCUUGCUCAACAUUCUGCAGAGGGGACCAUGCAUCCAGCAGUGCCCAAUCUCCACUCACAGCACUCCUGAACCCUCAUUACCCACCUGGGCACUGAUCACUACUUGCAUUUAGCUGCUCUGCUCCACCCAGACACCAGGCUCACUGCCCCCCUCACUGGGCUCCUCACUGGGACCUGGACAGAAUGACUGGUGUGUUUGACAGCUUGGUGUCAGACAUGCAUUCAAACCAAAUGACCUCCAGCAGCUAUCACAGUCUGCACAAGUCACAGGAGUCUCCAACUCUGCCAGUGUCCACAGCCACAGACAGCAGCUAUUACACCAACCAACAGCAGCAGCAGCACUGUGGAGGGGGGUCCCCCUAUGGACAGCUAGCUGGAUCGUACCAGUUCCAUGCCAGUGGCAUCAAUGGGAUCUCUUACUCUGCCAAGUCCUAUGACCUGUCCUAUAAUGGCUCUUACAGCACCUAUGGACCAUAUGGAACUAGCCCAUCCCCUACACACAAUGACCCAGGUAAGCAUGUGAUGUGCCCUGGAUGGUGGGUUAGGGUGCCUGCUCUACCAUCCUGUUAUUACUGAUUAGUGAAACUGUAAAACACCAGGUUAAUGGGAGCAUCUGUCAUUUCCAAGUAAUGGCUGAACCUGCCUGGCAGAUCUAACAGAUUCUCUGUGAUAGCAUUAAUUAUGCAUCAGGUCAGACUUCUAAUGCUAAGAGAUGGGUGAAAAUCAGGUUAACUAAUGUGAUAUUUUUCCACAUUUUUUAAAUUCAUGUUAAUGUCAUAUUUGACAUGGAAUAAAUAUGCAUGAUGUUGUAUAAACCCUAUUGUACUUGUGUGAGUUUCUCAAUAUAAUUGUAAAGUUUGCAUGAUGUUCUGCAUACUGUGCUAUGGAUGUAAUUAAUGAAUAAUAAUAAUAAUAAUAAUAAUAAUAAUAAUAAUAAUAAUAAUAAUAAUAAGUGAUUUAUUUCUGAUCAAUCUGUGUCUGUGUUAUAGAGAAGGAGGAAUGUGAGCCUGAAGUCAGGAUGGUGAACGGAAAGCCAAAGAAAGUCAGGAAACCCAGGACAAUCUAUUCCAGUUUCCAGCUGGCUGCCUUGCAAAGACGGUUCCAAAAAACCCAGUACCUGGCACUGCCCGAGAGAGCUGAGCUGGCUGCCUCCCUCGGCCUGACCCAGACACAGGUGAGACUCAGCCCCUCCACAGGCCCAGCUACAGAGCAGUUCAUUAGAAGGUGACAGGGGUGGGUAAUGCUAGUUUAGAAUGUUGUGUAUACGGUGUUUAUACAUGUUUCCCCUAUUCUUGGAUUGUUACAUUUCAGAUAAAAAUGCUUAGACUAGUGUGUAAAUAAUAUAAUAUAAUAAUAUAGUUUUAAAGUGCUUCUACGUCUAGGUAAAAAAAAAAAAAAUACUGAAAUGCUGAAGAAUCUUUGGAGUUUUUUAUUUUAUUUGUUUUUUAUUUUUAAAUUGAUCUCAUAGUAAAUAUAAACACUUCUAAACUCUUUUAUUUGUGAUUUAUAAUGAAAAAGUGAGCUUGUUUUGCUUUGCUUUGUUUUUGAUACAUAUUGUUUCUGAUUUUUAAUUUAAUUUUUAUUUUUUAUUUGUUGUUUUGUUUUGUUUUGUUUUUUUGUUUUUGUGGGGUUUUUUUUCCUUAACGUCCUACUACACUUUUAUAACACAGAAUGUAAAUAUUUAAAUAUAAGAUUUUAAUAAUUAAAAUACAACGACGUGUCAUGCCAGCAUUUAUGUCAAUAAGUCGAUAUUUUAAAUUAUUUUACGUAAUCACAAUAAUAAUUAAUGUGUAAUUUCCAAAGACUUAGAUUGCAUGUAAUCCCUCUGUCAUCUUUUUAAAUUUAUUUUUUAUUAACUUUUGGUUUUUUUUUAUGUUUUUUCCCCUCUGCAUUAGGUGAAAAUCUGGUUUCAGAACCGCAGGUCCAAGUUUAAGAAGAUGUGGAAAAGUGGGGAGAUCCCCUCUGAUGGGAGGCCAGCAGUCAGUGACUCCCCACCAUGCAGCUCCCCCCCUUCCUCUGCAGUGACCUGGGACUUUGCAACACACCAAAGGCUGCAGGGGACAGGCUCUGCUCUCCAGCCCCCCAGCUCUGGGUCUAGCCCCAGCCCAUUCCUGGGAAACUAUUCCUGGUACCAACCUUCCAACCCCAGCUCCCACCUCCAGUCUAACCCUCUGCUACAUCAACAGCAACAUCACCUUCAUCACCAUCACAACACUGCAGCUAUCACUGCAGGGACUAUUUUCUAAACACCCCCUUUUCAAAUGCCAAGUUAUGGGAUGUAAUGGACCAACAAGCAACAGGCUGGACACGUAAAAACCUGUAAGUGGGAGAAAGAAUUAAGGGGGAGAUCUUUCUGUGUCAGUAAUCAGGGGGGCGAUACAAGCUCAGGUUCACAAGUCAGACUGGUGAUCUGAUUAAUCAUUUUAUUUACUCCAGCAUAAGGCACUGAGAAAAAGCAAGGACUCUGUGUGCAAACAAUUGGCAUCCGACCAAUAUUGUUUAUUUUAUUUUUAUUUUUUUUAUUAUUAUUUUAUAUCUGAAAUGCUCCUCUGGCACCAUAGAUUGGCUCAACAGAUUGUCUAAAUUAUUAUUAUAUUUUUUGGGGGGGGGGGGCGGGUUGUAAUUUACGUAUUGAAUAAUAAUAAUCCGGAUAAUUAAUUUUACACCAAUUGGUUUAUAAUUUAAAAACACGGUUUAUAAUUUAUAAAAAAAAAUGUAUGGAGCUAGGAAUUCCAAUUAAAAAAAAAAAAUCUUUCAAAUGUUCAUCCUGUUUUUUUCCCCCCUUUGAUAUAGAUCAGCUAUUGUAAUACCGUGUAAUUCCGUGUAAUUCUAUUAUUUUAUGAUUAUUAUUUUAGUCCCCUACUACUAUUAAUUUCGUUUUUACGAUCUUCACUUAAAAAAAAAAAAAAUUAAAAUGCCAAGAUCCUAUGUUAUGGAAAAUUAUUUUUAAAACAUGCAAAAGAAACCACAAAUCUACCUUGCAAAAUGGGAGUGAUUGUCUUUAAAUUGUAAUUUAUUGAUCGCAUUAUUUAACUGUAAUAAGUCAGGUUGCCGAUGUAAUUAUUGUUUUCUUGUGAUCAUCAAAUCACCAGUGUGGAGUAACUUCAGAGCUGCCAGUGAGAGAGAGAGAAUGGGAUUUACUAUCCAAACUGUUUUUAGUGCUCUCUCUGGCACUCAAACGGUUAACUAAUUUAGGUGCCUUUUUGGAUGACCUCAUUUUUUAUGUUAAAAGAUGAUUUUUUUUAAUAUGUGUACAUAUAUGUAGAUAAAAUUGAACCCGUGUUUAAAUUAUCUUUUUUAAUAAAAAAUUAAAAAAAAUAAUCGUAAAACAAGCUCUCAGUCCUGCUUUGUAUCAAAUGGUCGCAAAUCUCUCUGUUUACAUGUUUGUUUGUUUUUGGGAGGGGAGGGGCAUUAUUAUUUUAUUUUUUUAUCUGA
Pelobates cultripes (western spadefoot toad) is the source of this 3502-nucleotide messenger RNA. The record is from the annotation of a GenBank genome assembly. NCBI's taxonomy places the organism in Eukaryota, Metazoa, Chordata, Amphibia, Anura, Pelobatidae.